AUGUCCAGAGGCCUGAGCCAUGGAGUUUGGCGUCUGCUGUUCUGGCUUCUUCUCCUCGCAGCCUGGGAGGCAGGGAGCGGCCAUCUCCACUACUCCGUCCCUGAGGAGGCCAAACACGGCACCUUCGUGGGCCGCAUCGCUCAGGACCUGGGGCUGGAGCUGGCCGAGCUGGUGCCCCGCCUGUUCAGGGUGGCGUCCAAGGACCGCGGGGACCUUCUGGAGGUAAAUCUGCAGAAUGGCAUUUUGUUUGUGAAUUCUCGGAUCGACCGGGAGGCGCUGUGCGGGCGGAGCGCGGAGUGUAGCAUCCACCUGGAGGUGAUCGUGGACCGGCCUCUGCAGGUUUUCCACGUGGAGGUGGAGGUCAGGGACAUUAACGACAAUCCGCCGGUGUUCCCACACCCUCCGAUGUUCUCCGUAGCAGAACAAAAGAUCUUGGUACCCGAAUCUAGGCUGCUUGAUUCUCGUUUUCCCCUAGAAGGCGCUUCUGAUGCAGAUGUUGGCGAGAACGCGAUGCUUACUUACAAACUCAGUUCAAACGAUUUUUUUAUUCUUGAUAUUGUAAACAAAAAAGGCAAAGGCGAGCUCCCAGUGCUUGUUCUUCGAAAACUGAUAGAUCGGGAAGAAAACCCUCAGCUAAAGUUGUUACUGACAGCAACGGAUGGAGGCAAACCCGAGUUUACCGGAUCGGUUUCUUUGUUGAUCCAGGUGUUGGAUGCUGUUGAUAAUGCUCCCGUUUUUGACAAAUCUGUUUACGAAGUUAAGAUGUCUGAGAAUCAAGAGAAUCAAACGUUAGUCAUAUGGCUGAAUGCUACUGACACAGAUGAAGGAAUAAACAAGGAAGUGGAGUAUUCAUUUAGUUCUUUGACUCCAUCUAGCAUAAGAAAGAAAUUUUUAAUAAAUGAACAAACUGGAGAGAUAAAAGUAAAUGGCGCUAUUGACUUUGAGGAUAGUAACAGUUAUGAAAUUCACGUGGAUGCUACAGAUAAAGGACAUCCACCUAUGGUGGCUCACUGCACUGUACUCGUGGAAAUCCUGGAUGAAAACGAUAACGCACCAUCAUUAUCACUCCCUGUGCGAGAGGAUGCACAAUUGGGGACAGUUAUCGCCUUAAUCAGCGUGACAGACCCUGACUCUACUGUCAACGGGCAGGUGACCUGCUCUCUGACCCCUCAUGUCCCCUUCAAGCUGGUGUCCACCUUCAAGAAUUAUUAUUCACUCGUACUGGACAGUGCCCUAGAUCGAGAGACUGUCGCUAACUACUACGUGGUUGUGACAGCCAGGGACGGGGGUUCGCCCUCGCUGUGGGCCACAGCCAGCGUGUCCGUGGAGGUGGCUGAUGUGAACGACAACGCUCCCGCGUUCGCACAGCCCGAAUACACGGUGUUCGUGAAGGAGAACAACCCUCCUGGCGCGCACAUCUUCACAGUGUCGGCCACAGACGCGGACACGCAGGAGAACGCGCUGGUGUCCUACUCUCUAGUGGAGAGGAGGGUGGGCGAGCGCUUGCUGUCAAGCUUCGUGUCUGUGCACGCAGAGAGCGGCAAGGUGUUCGCGCUGCAGCCUCUGGACCAUGAGGAGCUGGAGCUGCUGCAGUUCCAGGAUAGUAACAGUUAUGAAAUUCACGUGGAUGCUACAGAUAAAGGACAUCCACCUAUGGUGGCUCACUGCACUGUACUCGUGGAAAUCCUGGAUGAAAACGAUAACGCACCAGAAAUAGUCCUUACUUUCUUGUCUGAUCCGGUGAAAGAAGAUGCUCUUUUGGGUACUGUAAUCGCCCUGAUCAGUGUGUCCGACCGUGACUCUGGGGCCAAUGGGCAGGUGACCUGCUCCCUGACCCCUCAUGUCCCCUUCAAGCUGGUGUCCACCUUCAAGAAUUAUUAUUCACUCGUACUGGACAGUGCCCUAGAUCGAGAGACUGUCGCUAACUACUACGUGGUUGUGACAGCCAGGGACGGGGGUUCGCCCUCGCUGUGGGCCACAGCCAGCGUGUCCGUGGAGGUGGCUGAUGUGAACGACAACGCUCCCGCGUUCGCACAGCCCGAAUACACGGUGUUCGUGAAGGAGAACAACCCUCCUGGCGCGCACAUCUUCACAGUGUCGGCCACAGACGCGGACACGCAGGAGAACGCGCUGGUGUCCUACUCUCUAGUGGAGAGGAGGGUGGGCGAGCGCUUGCUGUCGAGCUUCGUGUCUGUGCACGCAGAGAGCGGCAAGGUGUUCGCGCUGCAGCCUCUGGACCAUGAGGAGCUGGAGCUGCUGCAGUUCCAGGUGAGCGCGCGGGAUGCUGGUGUGCCUGCCCUGGGCAGCAAUGUGACUCUGCAGGUGUUUGUACUGGAUGAGAACGACAAUGCGCCUGAGCUGCUAGGGCCUCAGACAGUUGGACCUGCUAGUGAAUUUAGCCAACUUGUGUCGCGGUCAGUGGGUGCUGGACAUGUGGUGUCAAAAGUGCGCGCGGUGGAUGCAGACUCAGGUUACAAUGCGUGGCUGUCUUACGAGCUGCAGCCCACUGUGGCCACACGCAGUCCUUUCCGUGUGGGUCUGUACACGGGUGAGAUCAGCACGACACGCGCCCUGGAUGAAACUGAUACACCGCGCCAGCGCCUAUUGGUGUUGGUCAAGGAUCAUGGAGAACCCUCAUUGACCGCCACUGCAACGGUUCUGGUAUCUCUGGUGGAGAGCGGCCAGGUGCCAAAAGCUUCUUCUCAGGGGUUGUCCAACUCCUCAAAUAGGGAGGUGUCGCUGGUGGAUGUCAACGUGUACCUGAUCAUCGCCAUCUGCGCAGUGUCCAGCCUGUUGGUGCUCACUCUGCUGCUGUACACUGCACUGCGCUGCUCCGCAGUGCCUAUACAAGGCGGGUGUGGGCUUGGAAAGCCCGUGCUGGUGUGCUCCAGUGCGGUGGGGACUUGGUCAUACUCUCAGCAGAGACAACAGCGGGUGUGCUCUGGAGAGGGUCCGCCCAAGACGGACCUCAUGGCCUUCAGCCCCAGUCUUACACCCUGCCCUGUGACCGAUGUAGGAGUGGAAAAUCAUUCUGCUGGAGGAGACGUUUCUGGGAAGGUGGGCCAUUACUUUUUAUUUUUGUAUUUUGCUUGA
Messenger RNA from Cricetulus griseus (Chinese hamster), 3093 nucleotides. The record is from RefSeq and is a predicted model, not a curated record. NCBI's taxonomy places the organism in Eukaryota, Metazoa, Chordata, Mammalia, Rodentia, Cricetidae.